Dunckerocampus dactyliophorus (ringed pipefish) is the source of this 586-nucleotide messenger RNA. It is a transcript of the gene mrps17, whose product is annotated as mitochondrial ribosomal protein S17. Bases 143 to 568 code for a protein of 141 amino acids. Gene Ontology annotation, molecular function: structural constituent of ribosome. The transcript is spliced from 3 exons. NCBI's taxonomy places the organism in Eukaryota, Metazoa, Chordata, Actinopteri, Syngnathiformes, Syngnathidae. The record is from RefSeq and is a predicted model, not a curated record. Gene Ontology annotation, biological process: mitochondrial translation. Gene Ontology annotation, cellular component: ribosome; mitochondrial small ribosomal subunit.
UUCGGUUUGUCCCUCUGCUUUCGCCGUAGUGACGUCAUCAAAUGAGGCCGAGCAUGGCAGGUUGAUGGAGGUUGACCAGAGAGGAUGUUGGUGAUUUUGACCUUCUCGUUAAAUAACUCCUAAAAGGAACAGUAGAAGAAGGAUGUCGGUGAAACAGGCGUCCGUCCAUGCCAAAUGGAUCAUUGGAAGGGUCAUCGGGACCAAGAUGCAGAAGACGGCCAAAGUGCGUGUGACCAGGCUGGUGCUGGACCCAUACCUGCUGAAGUAUUACAACAGGAGGAAGACCUACUUUGCCCACGAUGCUUUGCAGCAGUGCACGGUGGGCGACGUCGUACUGCUCAAAGCUCUGGCUGAGCCUCGAGCCAAACACGUCAAACAUGAACUGGCUGAGGUGGUCUACAAGGUGGGUCGGGUGGUCGACCCGCUGACGGGAAAGCGUGUGGCAGGGACAGAGUUUCUGGAGCCUCCGACCAACCAUCUUCCCUCUCCAGAUCACGUGACCUUGUCCCAAAAGCUGCAGGAGUUGAACAUCUCUGCUGACCCCUCUGAAACGCACACCUCACAUUAACAAUUUAUAGAUUCAUGU